This is a messenger RNA of Aethalodelphis obliquidens (Pacific white-sided dolphin), 3133 nucleotides long. RefSeq names its product solute carrier family 35 member F4 (gene SLC35F4). Bases 457 to 1911 code for a protein of 484 amino acids. The transcript has 7 exons. The record is from RefSeq and is a predicted model, not a curated record. Lineage: Eukaryota; Metazoa; Chordata; Mammalia; Artiodactyla; Delphinidae. Gene Ontology annotation, cellular component: membrane.
AUAAUAAAGGGCAUAUAUGACAAACCCACAGCCAACAUCAUUCUCAACAGUGAAAAAGCUGAAAGCAUUCCACUCUCAGUACUUUUAUUCAACGUAUUGGAAGUCCUAGCCAGAGCAGAGAGACACAACCAAGUUGGAUUUUAGUGAUCAAUCUAAUGGAAAAGUGUAUAGUGGAUUUAAUAGGAGACCCUGUUGGCAGUCUUACCAGCUAGGAAUUCAACAGUCAGCCUUACGAAGAAAAGGGAGGAAGCAGCGUAUCAUCACUUUGCUUUCCUUGAGGUAAACUACUUGACUGUGAUAACAGUUCUAAUUCAGAACAGAUAUGUCAACCCAAACACCAUUUUCUAAUGUUCAUUUCCAGUUAAUGGAUUUAUCUAAAAAGACCCUUUGUCUUAGGGACACAGACCUUGCCAACAUAGCAUUCUCUUUUUAGGACCCCCUUUUUUAAAAUUAGAAAUGAACUCAAUGAAUGUUCCAUAUAUUUUACUGCCAAGGCAUUUAAAAAUCUGUUUUCCUUCAGGAAAUUCUCAAACUGGUAUGAACUCUUUCUUCCCAGGUACCUCCAGAUCAUCAGUUACUCGAUGUAAACCGGGAGCCAACUGCCCCAGUUCACACAGUAGCAUCAGCAGACAACUGUCCCCUCUGUCUGUCACCGAAGAAUCUUCUGCUCCUAUUCUUGAACUUCAGAGUCGAGGAUCCUCUGGAGUUUGUGGACACAGAGCCGAGAAGCAGAACAGAUCAGGGGAUGAUGGAACACAGACUCAUCCUGAGGAUAGCAGCCAGGGAAACAGAAUCAAGGCUCGCUGCCUAUCCUGUACGUCUGUGGUUCUGAAGGCCAUCUGGGGACUUUUGAUCAUCCUGUCAGUGUCAUCGUCUUGGGUUGGAACCACACAGAUUGUAAAAAUUACUUAUAAGAACUUCUACUGUCCAUUUUUCAUGACUUGGUUUUCAACAAACUGGAACAUUAUGUUUUUCCCAGUCUAUUACUCUGGUCAUCUGGCCACUGCUCAAGAAAAGCAAUCUCCAAUGAAAAAAUUCAGGGAAUGCAGUCGAAUUUUUGGUGAAGAUGGUCUGACACUGAAGCUCUUUCUUAAAAGAACUGCUCCCUUUUCUAUUCUAUGGACUUUGACUAAUUACCUGUAUUUACUGGCUUUAAAGAAGCUGACAGCCACAGAUGUCUCUGCUCUGUUCUGUUGUAACAAAGCCUUUGUCUUCUUGCUGUCGUGGAUCGUGCUGAAAGACAGGUUCAUGGGAGUGAGGAUAGUUGCCGCAAUAAUGGCAAUCACUGGCAUCGUCAUGAUGGCGUAUGCAGAUAAUUUCCACGCUGAUUCCAUCAUAGGAGUAGCAUUUGCAGUGGGCUCGGCCUCGACAUCUGCACUGUAUAAGGUUUUGUUUAAGAUGUUUCUCGGAAGUGCCAACUUUGGUGAAGCAGCACACUUUGUCUCCACUUUGGGUUUCUUCAACUUAAUCUUCAUCUCCUUCACCCCGGUCAUCCUGUAUCUCACCAAGGUGGAGCACUGGUCCUCGUUUGCAGCUCUGCCGUGGGGCUGUCUCUGCGGGAUGGCAGGGCUCUGGCUGGCCUUCAACAUCCUGGUGAAUGUUGGUGUGGUGCUGACAUACCCAAUCCUCAUCUCCAUCGGAACAGUGCUCAGCGUUCCUGGAAAUGCAGCUGUGGAUCUCCUGAAGCAGGAGGUGAUAUUCAAUGUUGUCCGCCUGGCUGCUACCAUCAUCAUCUGCAUUGGGUUUCUGCUGAUGCUAUUGCCGGAGGAGUGGGAUGAAAUUACCCUGAGAUUCAUCAACAGCCUGAAGGAAAAGAAGAGUGAGGAGCAUGUGGAUGAUAUCACUGAUCCCAGUGUCCACCUGAGAAGCAGAAACAGGGCCAUUGGGACUGUGUCCAUACCACUGGCUUAGAGAGGAACACAUUUUGAACGCACGUGUAUGUAUAUUCUGUGAAUAUAAUAAAAUUUUCUCACCACCUGUACACUCAAACGACAGUAUUAACUCUGAAUUUGCAUAAGUCAUAUGUGAAAUAAUGCUAACAAUAAAAGUUUACAUUUAUAUGCUUAUCAAGGAACUGGUGUAAAUAAUCAUAAUAAAUUUUUUUAUUAAAACAUAUUCAUACUUGUUCUAUUUCUUCUGGGUUUUUUUUUGGGAGGGGGAGAUUUUCCCCUAAUUCACAAAAUUUUCUCAAAAUAUGAGGUUCUAUUAAAUUAUGGGCUUGUCAUUACCUUUUUCUCACCUGGAACUGAGACCUUUUCAUUCAAUCAGAAAAAAUUGCAUAAGAGGAGAAAGUACAUGAAAAGGAUACACACUUUACAUAUAUUUAAGUCCAAUAAGAGCCUUCAAUUUGAAAGCUGGAAAGUAAUUAAGUAUCAACAGAGUAUCUUCCAUAUGCAAGACCUACACUAGGAACAAUGAAGAUGUGAAGAUGUAAGACUCCAUCUGUACUUUCAACAUGCUUACAGGAGUACAGAGCAUAAAAGAGGUUAGAAAUAUCUCUAAUAUGAGGUAGACAUUUGGAAAUGGUAUAAUGGUUAUGGAGAGGACAUCUAUUUCACCAGUUUUAGAGCUGUUUACAUUUGCUGUCACUUCAAGUCCCAUUCACUCUUCAACCCACCUUCUGGGCACCACCUUCUGCCCACAUCAUUCCUCUGGUGAAGUGCAUUCACCAAAGUCACCGAUGACCUUUUUCUUGCAAAACCAUAUUGACACUAUUCAACUCUUACUUUAUUGUCCUCUCUGUAGCAUUUGCAUGAUGACCAUUCCUUUUUCCUGCAAUGUUCUUUUCACCUAGAUCCCAUUAUGGUCUCCUGGUUCUCUUUCUGCCUUACUGGCUGCUCCUCUGGACUCCUCUUCCUAGGCUGGUCUCAUUGCUGUCCGUGUUCAGUCCUUGUCCUUCUUAGCAUCUCACUCCACACUCUCUUCCUCAGAGAUCUCAUCUGCUUCCACGGCUUUCAAUGUCAUCCAUGUGGUGAUGGCUUCAUAAUAUUUAUCUCCAGCCCAGAUUUGUCCCCCAAGCUUCAGAUCUGACUAUCCAAAUUCCUUCUGCAGCCUCACUUGGAUGCCCCAUUGUUCACUUCACGUUCAAGAACAUAGUUAAAUCUAUCAUCUCUCCUCCUCAGACCUGCUCCAU